Penicillium odoratum is the source of this 927-nucleotide messenger RNA. Its product is annotated as putative mitochondrial folate carrier protein Flx1. The record is from RefSeq and is a predicted model, not a curated record. Gene Ontology annotation, cellular component: mitochondrion. Gene Ontology annotation, biological process: folate import into mitochondrion; nucleotide transport. The transcript is spliced from 3 exons. NCBI's taxonomy places the organism in Eukaryota, Fungi, Ascomycota, Eurotiomycetes, Eurotiales, Aspergillaceae. The coding region runs from base 1 to 927 and encodes 308 amino acids. Gene Ontology annotation, molecular function: folic acid transmembrane transporter activity; FAD transmembrane transporter activity.
AUGACGGGCCAAGAUGGCUUGUCGUCAUCCUUUGUGGAGACCGUAGCGGGUUUCACUGCUGGGGUGGUCUCGACGCUGUGCCUCCAUCCGCUCGAUCUGGUAAAGACCAGACUCCAGGUCAAUCCCAAGUCUACAUCUCGUGUCGGCAGUUCAUUAAAGAUUGUCCGUGAUAUUUCCAGGUACGAAGGUGGCUUCGCUGCGUUUUAUCGUGGACUGGCUCCCAACCUGGUUGGUAACUCCACGAGCUGGGCUUUAUAUUUUCUCUUUUAUGGGAGUCUUAAGGACGGGAUGUGCAUUUAUAGGGGCAAUUCAUGGGCGCUCACAUCCUUUGAUUAUUUUCUUGCUUCUGGAACUGCAGGUGCCCUCACUUCGCUCUUAACGAACCCAAUUUGGGUAAUCAAAACCCGCAUGCUCUCAACGGGCUCUCGAUUCCCCGGUGCCUAUUCCUCCUUCACAUCUGGGGUAAGGCAGAUCUACCGUACUGAGGGUAUACCUGGUUUCUAUCGCGGCCUUGUCCCUGCUUUGUUUGGGGUCAGCCAUGGUGCUCUUCAGUUUAUGGCCUAUGAUCGAUUGAAGGUUCUACGUUCCCAUUCAACCCAGGGGUCUUCUCGAGGCUCGGAACAUGGAAACAAGACACGGGAACUUGACAACAUGGACUUCUUCGCCCUAUCUAGUCUCUCAAAGCUCUUUGCGGGCUGUGCUACCUAUCCUUACCAGGUGAUAAGGUCUCGCCUACAGACCUAUGAAGCCCAUCUGAUGUAUCGUGGUGCUACUGAUGCUAUAAUGCAGAUCUGGACUCGUGAGGGAAUUCAUGGCUUCUAUAAAGGCAUGGGCCCUAACCUCUUACGAGUUUUACCAAGUACCUGGGUGACUUUUUUAGUUUAUGAGAAUAUGAAGAUCAUAUUACCCAAGCUAGGACCAAUAUAA